AAUGAUUCCAACAAAUAUUGUCGUAUGUGGAGGUGGAAAUGGUUCUCAUGCCACUGUAGCAUCAGCAGGUCGUUUUGAAAACAUUUAAGUGAAUGUCUUUACUAGAAAACCUCAAGAUUGGAAACAAGAAAUUGUAGGAUUGACCAAAGGAAGUCCAUGGGAAUCACUUGGAAAUUUUGUUGGUAUGUUCUUUAAUUUUCAAUAAUUAAGGAAAAAUUAAUAAGGUUUCUAAUAAUCCUUAAGAUUUUCCUGGAGCAAAAUUAUGGAUCAUAGGAGGACCAGCUCAUGUUCAUCAUGAAAUAUUAUAAAAAAUUGCUCCAUUUGUAACAAAGGAUUCAUUUGUGGUAAAUAUUAUUAUAAAUAGAAUAAAGGGUACAUUAUAUGCAUAAGGUGGAUUUGAAUGGAUGUGCAGAAGCGUUUUUGGAGAUAGAAUCAAAACCGAUAACAUCACUUACUUUGGUCUUUAUAAUAUUCCUUGGCUUUGCAAAAUUUUUAAAUAUGGAGAAUCUGUAAGAAUAAUUGGUCCAAAAACUAAGCUUUAAUGUGCACUCUCAAAUUUAAGUAGGAAAGAAGAACUCUUUUUAUUAUUGGAGAACAUGUUUUAAAUUCCUGUACUUUAAGCACCCAAUUUUUUAACUUUAACAUUAACUCCUAGCAAUCAAAUCAUUCAUCCUGCUAGAGUCUAUGCUGUAUUUCGAGUAUGAAUAAUUAUGUUUAUUUUUAGAAUUGGGAUGGUAAAUAAGUUUUUCAACCUAGUGAAGUACCUACAUUUUAUGAAGAUUUUGAUGAUUUUAGUGCCUAUAUGCUCCAAAUUUUGGAUGAUGAAAUCUAAGCUAUCAAAAGAGAGAUCCUCAAAAGAUACCCUCAUUUUAAUUUAGAUCUAAUUAUACCAAUUAAGGAAAGAAUUAUUUAAUAAUAUGGUGAUCAAGUUAAAGAUAAAUCUAAUUUGAAAACUGUAUUUAGAACUAAUGCUGGAUAUGCUACUAUUUAAAUACCUACUAAACCUGUUUAAGGAGGUGUUUAAUUAAAUACUGAAGCUAGAAUCUUUUGGGAAGAUAUUCCUUAUGGAUUAUGUAUACUUAAAGUAAUUAUAUCAUAAUAUUGAAUUUUAGGAUUUAUCAGAAAUGCUUGGUUUAUAAACACCUGGUACUGAUAAAAUGAUUGAGUGGCAUUAAAAAUUUAUGAAUAAGGAAUAUCUGAAAAAUUCUAGAUUAAAUAGAAAUUUAUUAAAGGAAACAGGAGCUCCUUCUAAAUAUGGAUUGGAUACUUUAGAGAAGGUAUUAGGUAUAUAGGAAGUUCCUUAAUAAAUACCAAAAUUGUGAA
This is a messenger RNA of Paramecium pentaurelia, 1323 nucleotides long. Lineage: Eukaryota; Ciliophora; Oligohymenophorea; Peniculida; Parameciidae. The record is from the annotation of a GenBank genome assembly.